AUGUUAUUCACUUCCCUUUUUGAGAUACCUCUUCCAAAUGAUGUAGAGCAUAAAUUUGAUCAUUGCGAGUUAUGGAUAUUUGGGGAAUUUCUUAGUUUAUGGACUCUAGAUUGUGAAAAUAAAAGAAUUGAAAUAUGGGUGAUGAAAGAAUACAAAGAUCAUUCAUCUUGGAGUAAGACUAUUGUUCUGUCUAUGCACAUCUUACCUCCUCAUAAGUUUUCACCAAUAUGCUCUACAAAAAAUGGUGAUAUCAUUGGAACAGAUGGUGAGAAUAUAUUGUUUAGGUAUAACGAUAAAGGAGAGCCUAUAGAGGGUUCCUCAUACAGUUGCUUUCCGGAUAGUGCAGUUUCAAGUGGAUCCCUAUCGAUAGUGUAUACGGAAUCUUUGCUUUCACUCCCUGGUGAUGACGUGCAAGCUUAUGAAGAUUAUUCGGACUAG
This is a messenger RNA of Vicia villosa (hairy vetch), 438 nucleotides long. RefSeq names its product F-box/kelch-repeat protein At3g06240-like. Lineage: Eukaryota; Viridiplantae; Streptophyta; Magnoliopsida; Fabales; Fabaceae. The transcript has a single exon. Bases 1 to 438 code for a protein of 145 amino acids. The record is from RefSeq and is a predicted model, not a curated record.